Molecule: messenger RNA, 1347 nt
Organism: Caenorhabditis bovis
Lineage: Eukaryota; Metazoa; Nematoda; Chromadorea; Rhabditida; Rhabditidae
Source: the annotation of a GenBank genome assembly
AUGCUCAUCGUGCUCGUGCUCGUCGCCGCCGCUGCUCUAGCUCGCGAGGAGUGCAUCGAUAAGAGUCCCUACUGUAACUCGAAUGAUUGUACAGUGCGACCCGGAUAUUCAUUGGUGUAUUGCCGAAAAACAUGCGGCAAUUGUACAGAAUUUUGCGAGAACUCGAAAUUCAUAACAUGCAGCGACGAGCGGAAAAAAGACUGCGACGAAAUGCUAUCAGACUACUGUCCGAAACUAUGCGGCAAAUGUGUUGCGACGCCGACGAAACGAAUAAAAACGGUUCCCGUCGCGAGACCAUUCGGCGAAAUGACGAGCGGCACACCGAAAUCGCCGACGGUGAGUCCACACGUUCGGUUUAAGCCAUCAACACCGCGAAUGCUUCCGAACGGCACUUUUAUCAAUCCGCCGGUUCCCAGAUACGAGAAGGUUCGAACGAAUGAUGCUUAUGAGUACUAUCCACAAGCGAAAAUGGAGGAAAUCCUUCCGGAGCCGCAACGAAUCUGGCCGGAACCUGAGCCGAUCCGCCUCAUUCCCUAUCAAUUGAUGCAGCCCUACUCAACGCCAUUCUAUGGAAGUUCGUGGCCGAUCGAUGCGUCGGGCAUCUCCUCAUCGAUCGAUGUGCCGAGACGGAGCUACCAGACGCGAUUGUUUCCGGAGAUGGGUUUUCUGCAAUCGAGUCGACUCACCACGCCCGCUGCUGACGUUCAAGGCCUCUAUUAUGCAUUGAUGCAACAAACCACGCCGAAUCCCUAUUUGUUAUAUCCGGAGCAGAUGAAUGCGAUUGAUCCGGACGGCGUGAAGCUGAUUGAGCCGUUCUCAUCGCCGACGAGUAUUGAUUCGGAUCCGCAGGCGAUUAAAAAUUUGAUUACCUUGCUGGGAUGCAAAGACAAGGAUGAGGUGAUAUGUCGGCAAAUCACCACCGAAACCUGCCUCGCGCGACCCGGAUACUAUCUCAAACUGUGUCCGGUCAAAUGCAAAAACUGCGCCGGCUAUCAGUGCAUCGACUCGAUCAAAAUCGAUUGCGCCGAAGUGAAAGCGCAAGGCGCUUGUAAGCUCGCCGUCGCUCCCGAAUAUUGUCCGCGCACGUGCGGAAUGUGUCAGCCGCCGAAAGAACUGACCGAGAAUGUGUCGGAUUGCAAGGACGAGUUGGACACGUGCGAGCAGCUGGCGGAAAGCGGCGCGUGCGACCAAGAAUUCAGUCGUCCGGCUCUUCGAAUCUAUUGCGCCAAAACAUGCGGCUUCUGCAAACCACCGCAAUUCUACUUUUCCGAUUCGCCCCUUAUGUCUCAGCUGGUCUUGAAGCGAAAUAAGAAUUCGAUGAAUCGACGUGAACGAUUUUUGGGAUGA